AUGCAGCUGACCGCAAGAAUCGAGGAGGUGGAACAACUUAAGCAGCGUAACGCGGAGUUGAGCGACCGCUCCAAAACCUUAAGUGAACAGCUGGCCGAGUUCAGACGCCGUACUGGUUCCCUUCGCGAAGACGAGGAAAACAGCGAUGGAGAAUUUGGGGUACGCGCCACCACCGGCUAUAACCUUGAUUUCGGCAACUAUACUCCCUCUAUAAGUAUAGCCAGACAGGAAAGUGAAACCGCUGUACCCGAAAACGGUGCUUUUUCACCAACCAGUCACCAGUUCGAAAUUCGCAAGCUGAAUGACGAAAUCCGGCAACUGCAGGAAGAAUGCCAGCACUGGAAAAAUCUGUCAAAGAUAUCACCUCCUCUAAACGACGAUGUCAAAGAGAAUGAGAUCGCCAGUUUGAAGGCCGAAAUUAAAGUAAUAUUUUGUUCAGAAGUUUCAAUAUACAGCGAAGGCAGUAGGCUACUUUUAACGGGUUAUUUUUUCUCUCUGUUAUGUCUCAGUUGUAAUUUACGCUCGCAUUUCUGGUACUGUUCUGACAGUAGAAUACAGACAUGAAA
Soboliphyme baturini is the source of this 566-nucleotide messenger RNA. The record is from the annotation of a GenBank genome assembly. Lineage: Eukaryota; Metazoa; Nematoda; Enoplea; Dioctophymatida; Soboliphymatidae.